AUGUCAAACGUCCUGUUAUUAAGCAGCGCCAUGGAGAGCUUGUCCACACGGAGGACCUUUCCUCUUCAAGCACGCACGGGCGUCUGCCGUAAUCUUUUUGGACCGGUGGAUCACGACGAACUGAACCGGGAGAUGAAAUCCAAGAUGCGGGAGAUUUCGGAUAGGGACCAGCGGAGAUGGAACUUUAAUUUCGAGGCCGACGUGCCACUGUCUGGGGACUAUGUGUGGGAGGAAACCCCGGUGGAAACGAGCCCUGUAUUCUACCAGGACUCUGUACAGGUCGGGAGGACGAGGAUUGUUGUAACACCGGUCAAUGUGAAGCUAGACGUUGACUUUAUCCUACUGGACUCAUCUUCUCAGGAUGUAUCGCCUCUUUGUGAUGACCGCUUGACCAGCUCCGAAAGUAGCACUCUAUGCCUCACCGAAGUCAACCAGGAGAACUGCGCAGUGAAGCUGAACUCCGGGAGGCCUACUCCUAAACAAGUCCCGUGCGUUCGAUGCAAAAGAACGGCUACUACUGAUACGACGACAACGACACAUGUUACAGGUAGGCCAAAAUAUCGCUAAUCUGUAGACUAAGACUAUUGUGUUUUACGCAUUGAUGCUGAAUCUCGAGAUAUAUUUGGUCAAGUGAUGUAGUCAGUCAUGUGUUGUCCGGUCAGUAAGCUAAUAUUUGGCCACCCAGGGCCAUGAUGUGAGUUCUUGGGUUUAAAUGUGACUUUUCUUUCCAGACUUCUACGUGAGACGAAAAAGGUUGACGACCGAAACGAAGCUAAAUGAAAGUACUUCCCAGCAUCCUUCGUCUCAACUUCCUGUAGAACAAACUCCACGCAAGAGAAUUCGUUGA
Coregonus sp. 'balchen' is the source of this 847-nucleotide messenger RNA. The record is from the annotation of a GenBank genome assembly. NCBI's taxonomy places the organism in Eukaryota, Metazoa, Chordata, Actinopteri, Salmoniformes, Salmonidae.